Messenger RNA from Humulus lupulus (European hop), 816 nucleotides. RefSeq lists its product as uncharacterized. The transcript has 5 exons. Bases 1 to 816 code for a protein of 271 amino acids. The record is from RefSeq and is a predicted model, not a curated record. Lineage: Eukaryota; Viridiplantae; Streptophyta; Magnoliopsida; Rosales; Cannabaceae.
AUGGGAGAUGAAACAGAAGAUGUUCGGGAAAGAUUGUUUGUGGCGGAUAAUAUGGUUGUGGUUUCAGUGGGAAUUUCAAAAGAGCUGUUCGGUCAAUUGCAGACACUCCAGCUAAGUUUGAAAAGUUCAGCUUCUCAGCUGAGAUCAAAGCUCAAAAGCAGCAAUGCAAAAUUUAAUGACUUGCUUGUCAGAUUGCUUGAUAAAGAGCUGAAAGAAUCUGUGUUUCUGCUGCUGAAUGCAAAGUAUUCUGCAGAUGGGAGUCAGGAAGAGCUUAAUGCUCUAUGUUCCAUAAUCAAUGAAACACUCCAGCUAAGUUUGAAAAGUUCAGCUACUCGGCUAAAAUCAAAGCUUGAAGGUUCCAAGGAAGAAUUGAAGGCUAAAGAAAAUUCUUUGAGCAAGCUGGAAAGGAGCAAUGCAAAAUUUAAUGGCUUUCUUGUCAGAUUGCUUGAUAAAGAGCUGAAAGAAUCUGAGUUUCUGCUGCUGAUUGCAAAGUAUUCUGGAGAUGGUAGUCAGGAAGAGCUUAAUGCUCUAUGUUGCAUAAUCAAUGAAAUGGAAAAUGUAAUUGCAGAUUCUGAAGUGAGGAUAUGUAAAGCAAAAAGUAGGGCUGAAAAUGCUGAAACCAAGUGUCCAAUAUGGGGAUUAAUGAAGAGCUGGGCCUUCUUAAGAGUGAGAAGCCAGACAAAGGAGUUUUCAUUGGUGGGGCAGAAGAUUCUUCCACUGGAGCAUUACUGUGAGAAGUGUUGGAAGGCAUUGAAGAAUCAAGAAAGUAAAAGAAACAAGAGAAAGCUGAAGAAGAGGAUUGAUGUUUUUGGCUGA